This is a messenger RNA of Aspergillus eucalypticola CBS 122712, 1333 nucleotides long. Its product is annotated as P-loop containing nucleoside triphosphate hydrolase protein. The record is from RefSeq and is a predicted model, not a curated record. Lineage: Eukaryota; Fungi; Ascomycota; Eurotiomycetes; Eurotiales; Aspergillaceae. The transcript has 5 exons. Gene Ontology annotation, molecular function: ABC-type transporter activity; ATP hydrolysis activity; ATP binding. The coding region runs from base 1 to 1317 and encodes 438 amino acids.
AUGGGUGCCUCGGGAGCUGGCAAGACUACCCUGCUGGACACGCUUGCGCAGCGCAAGAGAACAGGCAAGAUUGAAGGAACUUUUCGACUUAAUAGUGAACUGUUGGAUGAGUCCUUCGAGCGCUCAUGUGGAUUUGUAAUGCAGCAGGACAUUCAUGAACCGUUCGCCACCAUGGCCUACGUCGAGCAUAUUAUUCAUCUUCUUGACCUCGAGAAUAUUGCAGAGGCAUUGGUAGGCCAGCCGGGAGAUGGACAGCUCAGCGUCGAAGAGCGUAAGCGUGUCACUAUCGGAGUCGAACUUGCGGCACGGCCUAGUUCGCUCUUGUUCCUCGAUGAGCCUACUUCCGGACUUGACAGCCAGGCCUCAUUUGAGCUCGUGCUCUUCUUGCGUCGUAUCGCAGCUGAAGGUAUUCCUGUCGUGUGCACAAUUCACCAGCCGUCCGGUGUUCUUUUCGAUAUGUUCGACCAAGUUCUACUCCUUGCCCCAGGAGGCCGGACCGUUUACUUUGGCGAGACGGCCCUGGAAGCAAAUAUAACGCAGCUUAACUCCAGCAUCGCCAGCAAGGAGACAAAGAUCAACUCUUCGCAGCUUUACGCAUCCUCCUCGCAGAAUAAAUACGCUCUAUCCCUCUGGGCCCAGACCAUCGCAGUCACCAAGCGCCACUGGAUUUCUGUCUGGCGGGACGGGAUGUACAACUUCAGCAAAAUAGCCAAGUCUUUCUUCGUCUCCAUGUUCAUAGCUUCAGUUUCUUCCACGCCGGAUACACCCUCCAAGGUCUACAAAGACCUCUGGUUCCGUAAAUGGGCCAUCUUCACAGCCCGAGAGCAGAACGGUAUCUACGACUGGCGCGCACUUCUUACCGCCCACCUACUGGACCGUUGGCUAUCCAAACGAAACCCUGUUGCCGGACUCUACUACUUCAUGUGGAUCCUCCUCGGUAUUUUCGGAACCGGAUACUCCCACCUCCUAGCUGCGCUCUUCCCAUCCGCAAAUCUAGGCGGGUACGCUAAUUCCCUCUUCUGGGUCAUCCUUAUGAUUGUUUCUGGAGUCUUGACUCCCCAUGCAUACCUGAACGAUUUUUACCGCCCUGGCUGUUUUGGAUCGAUCCCAUGCGCUACUUCUUCGGCGCUUCGCUCGGUUCGGUCCUUCACGGUGUUGCGGUUGAGUGUUCCUCGAAUGAUCUCGUCGUGUUUGAUUGCCCCACCAGGCAGUACUUGUGGCCAGUAUACGGCGGCCUUCUUGGGGAGUAAUCCCGGCUACAUUGUUAAUCCGGAGCGCGACGGCAGAUUGCUCAUAUUGUCCGUAUUCGGUCGGUGAUAAGUAUCUGGACACA